AUGAGCGCCGCCGCCGCCAAUCAACAGCUCUUCAACGUCCACACCUGGCGCGACCUUGACGAAACGGAACCGCCGCCCUACGAGAAAAACGAGCGUCUGCCACCAUCGUACCACGAGACAAAGCGCGCUGAUCGCCACGCCGCGACCGGGUGGAAGGGCUCGCUGCGUCGUAUGUUUCCCGUAGAGCGUCGCUUCGAGGCCGUCACGCUAGGCAUUUCGCUGGCGAGCGUCCGCCGACACGGUCCUAAUACAGGAGCUGGUGAAGUAGUUGUUUGUUUUGGUUCUUGUUGUCGAUGA
Messenger RNA from Akanthomyces muscarius, 297 nucleotides. RefSeq lists its product as uncharacterized. NCBI's taxonomy places the organism in Eukaryota, Fungi, Ascomycota, Sordariomycetes, Hypocreales, Cordycipitaceae. Bases 1 to 297 code for a protein of 98 amino acids. The record is from RefSeq and is a predicted model, not a curated record. The transcript is spliced from 2 exons.